Oncorhynchus nerka (sockeye salmon) is the source of this 3471-nucleotide messenger RNA. Its product is annotated as dynamin-2-like. Gene Ontology annotation, molecular function: microtubule binding; GTPase activity; GTP binding. The record is from RefSeq and is a predicted model, not a curated record. NCBI's taxonomy places the organism in Eukaryota, Metazoa, Chordata, Actinopteri, Salmoniformes, Salmonidae. Gene Ontology annotation, cellular component: plasma membrane; cytoplasm; microtubule. The coding region runs from base 333 to 2933 and encodes 866 amino acids. Gene Ontology annotation, biological process: synaptic vesicle endocytosis; receptor internalization. The transcript has 23 exons.
GAGAGACCCGUUAACUGUCAAAUUGAUCAAAUUGUCAUCGAGUUGUUUCACUGGCUUAACCGUGUCGAAUCAGAUUCAAAGUCCACCGGAGGAAAUGUUACCUACACGAUUCUCUCUUUGACUUUUUGGGAUCGUCUUUUCCAACAGGAAGUAAAUAUUAAACACAGGGUGUAACUUAAGUUUGGGUUAGGCUUUCUCGCACAGGGUGUCCGGACCACGGCGGUGCCAAGUUGGAUUUGACAGUACCAUUGCUAACGUUAACAGCAAGACAAGAGAGAGAACGGAUUUUUAGACCGACUACCAGGUUAACCGAACCAGAAAGUUCGGUCCGGAUGGUGUUGUCUGUACAAAUUCAGGUGGUUGACAGUCGGACGGGCACUGUCGCCAUGGGCAACCGGGGGAUGGAGGAGCUGAUCCCCUUGGUGAAUAGGCUCCAGGACGCCUUCAGCACCAUUGGCCAGAGCUGCAACCUAGACCUGCCGCAGAUAGCGGUCGUUGGCGGUCAGAGCGCAGGCAAGAGCUCUGUCCUGGAGAACUUUGUGGGCAGGGACUUCCUCCCCCGGGGUUCUGGCAUUGUCACCCGCAGACCCUUGGUCCUCCAGCUCAUCUCUGCCAGCACAGAGUAUGCAGAGUUUCUCCACUGUAAGGGGAAGAUGUUUUCAGACUUUCAGGAAGUUCGCCAGGAGAUCGAAGCAGAGACAGUGAGACUCACUGGAACCAAUAAGGGCGUCUCUCCUGUCCCCAUCAGCCUACGAGUUUAUUCCCCUCACGUGUUGAACCUGACACUGGUGGAUCUGCCUGGCAUUACCAAAGUGCCUGUAGGAGACCAGCCGGCUGAUAUAGAGUACCAGGUGAGGGACAUGAUCAUGCAGUUUAUCUGUAAAGACAACUGUCUGGUCUUGGCUGUGACUCCAGCUAACAUGGACCUGGCCAACUCUGACGCUCUCAAACUGGCCAAGGAUGUGGACCCUCAGGGCCUGCGGACCAUAGGGGUGAUCACUAAGUUGGAUCUGAUGGACGAGGGAACGGAUGCCCGGCACAUACUGGAGAACAGGUUACUGCCACUACGCAGAGGUUAUAUCGGGGUGGUGAAUCGUAGUCAGAAGGACAUUGAUGGGAGAAAGGACAUUAAGGCAGCUCUGGCUGCAGAGAGGAAGUUCUUCCUGUCUCACCCUGCAUACAGACACAUGGCUGACAGCAUGGGUACCCCCUACCUACAGAGGGUCCUGAACCAGCAACUGACCAAUCACAUCCGAGACUGUCUGCCAGUGUUCCGCAGUUGUCUCCAGAGCCAGCUCCUAGCGCUGGAUAAAGAGGCUGAGGAGUACAAACACUACAGAGCUGACGACCCAGCACGCAAGACAAAGGCCCUACUACUGCUGAUGCAGCAGUUUGCAGCCGACUUUGAGAAGCGUAUUGAGGGCUCAGGAGACCAGGUGGACACUAUAGAACUGUCAGGAGGAGCCAAGAUCAACCGCAUAUUCCACGAACGCUUCCCCUUCGAACUGGUCAAGAUGGAAUUUGAUGAGAGGGAACUGCGGCGGGAGAUCAGCUAUGCCAUCAAGAACAUCCACGGCAUCAGGACAGGUUUGUUUACUCCUGACCAGGCGUUUGAGGCCAUAGUGAGGAGACAGAUAAUCAAGCUGAAGGGUCCCUGUAUUAAAUGUGUGGACAUGGUCAUCCAGGAGCUGAUCAACACUGUACGCCAAUGCACCACCAAGUUGGGCUCCUAUCCAAGACUGCGAGAGGAGACGGAGAGAAUCGUUACCACAAACAUCCGGGACAGAGAGAGUCGAGCUAAAGAACAGGUCCUGCUGCUAAUCGAUGUACAGGUGGCCUACAUCAACACUAACCAUGAGGACUUCAUUGGCUUCGCUAAUGCGCAGCAGAGGAGCGCUCAGACUAAUAAGAAGAGCAUUGCAGGAAACCAGGGUGUGCAACCAGUCUCCAGUCUAAUAGUCAUCCGUAAGGGCUGGCUGACCGUCAACAACAUCAGUAUCAUCAAGGGCGGUGCGAAGGAGUACUGGUUCGUCCUGACCGCUGAGAGCCUGUCCUGGUUCAAGGAUGAUGAGGAGAAAGAGAAGAAGUACAUGUUACCAUUGGACAACCUGAAGCUGAGAGACGUGGAGAAGAGCUUCAUGUCCAGUAAACAUGCCUACGCCAUCUUCAACACCGAACAGAGGAAUGUGUAUAAGGACUACAGGUUCCUGGAGCUGGCGUGUAGCUCUCAGGAGGAGCAAGACAGCUGGAAGGCUUCUCUGCUGAGGGCCGGAGUCUAUCCUGAGAAAGUCACUGUUGAUGGGGAGUGUAGUGGUUCUAGUGAUAGUUUCUCUAUGGACCCUCAGUUGGAGCGUCAGGUAGAGACCAUACGGAACCUGGUGGACUCCUACAUGAACAUCGUUUACAAAGCCAUCAGAGACCUCAUGCCCAAGACUAUCAUGCACCUCAUGAUCAAUAACGUGAAGUUGUAUAUUGGUAGUGAUCUCCUGGUGCAGCUCUACUCUCUAGCAGAGAAGUGUGUGUUGAUGGAUGAGUCUCCAGAACAGGAGCAGAGGAGAGAGGAGGUGCUGAGGACUCACUCUGCCCUGAAAGAGGCUCUGGCCAUCAUAGGAGACAUCUCUACCUCCACCUCCUCUACUCCUCUACCUCCUCCUGUCGACUCCUCCUGGCUGCAUGGAGCCCCUGGGACCAGCUGCAGGUCUCCCAGUCCUACAGCUAUAGCUUCUAAGCGUAUAGCCGCUGCUCCUAGAGCCUUGCCCUCCACCAGAGGCCCCGCCCCCAUGGCCCCACCAGUCCCCUCCCGCGCCGCACCCCAUGGACCAAUCAGCAAUCACGCUGAUACCACCCAGUCUCCACCCACCGGACUCAUCAGACCCCCCCCUAAUGUACCCAGGAGGCACCCCCCAGCUGUCCCCACAAAACCAUUGCACUGACCCCUCCCCACAACACAACAAUGCCUCUUAUAGGACAACUACAACAUACAGUCUGUCAAUCAGAUGGAUUAUAUUACUACUUUUUUUGUAAUGCUUUUUUAAAACUUAUUUUCCAAAUCCCAAAUGCACCCAUAUCCCACAACCCUGAGGCACUUCUCCUAUCCCCUACCUCCCAGACACUUGCAAAGAUCUGAAAUGAUUGGAUAGGUGUAAUCAAUGUGGUGACUAUUUCUACUAGUCUAUUAGAGGGCAAGUUGAAUCCAUUGCCAUAUUGAUCAUUUCUACCCAUUCUAAACUCAUAUCAAUCUACCAUUUUGCUGGAGACUCUUAUCCAGAACUUGUCAAUGAGCUGUCUAAUCUGUAAUAGUGUGCUGGCUCUCCUUCCCCUCUUUCCUUCCGUCCCUCCCCUCUUUCUCCUUCCUUCCGUCCCUCCCCUCUUUCUCCUUCCUUCCGUCCCUCCCCUCUUUCUCCUUCCUUCCGUCCCUCCCCUCUUUCUCCUUCCUUCCGUCCCUCCCCUCUUCCUCUCCUUCCUUCCCUC